Molecule: messenger RNA, 1091 nt
Organism: Osmerus eperlanus (European smelt)
Lineage: Eukaryota; Metazoa; Chordata; Actinopteri; Osmeriformes; Osmeridae
Gene: pvalb7
Product: parvalbumin 7
Cellular component (GO): cytoplasm
Molecular function (GO): calcium ion binding
Source: RefSeq, a predicted model, not a curated record
UCCAGCCGCCAAGAUGGCCAUGAAAGAUCUGUUGAAAGCCGAUGACAUAAAGAAAGCCAUGGAUGCGUUUGCAGUGGCGGACUCGUUUGACCACAAGCGUUUCUUUGAGAUGGUGGGUCUGAAGGCCAUGUCUGCUGACAACGUGAAGAAGGUGUUCCAGGCGCUGGACGUGGACGCCAGCGGCUUCAUAGAGGAGGAGGAGCUCAAGUUCGUGCUGAAGGGCUUCGCCACGGACGGCCGGGACCUGACGGACCGCGAGACCACUGCCUUCCUGACCGCCGCCGACAAGGACGGAGACGGCAAGAUAGGGAUCGACGAGUUUGAAGCCUUGGUGCACGAGUAGAGCGCAGAGCCCUCUCAACCCUUCCCCUGCUCUCACCCCCUCACCCCCUCACCCCUACUCUCACCCCCCACCCCUACUCUCACCCCCUCACCGCUACUCUCACCCCCUUCCUUCCCGGUCUCACCCCUCCCCCUUAGUCUCCCUCCCUUCUCCCCCAGCCCACCAGUAUUCAUAUUUUCAUCUGCACCCCCUCCUCCUCCCUCCAGCCCACCUUCUCUGCAACCCUUCCCAGUCCCUCCAGUCUGUGCUCUGUCUUCAGCACCCCCACCAAAGCCACAGGGGGGCGCCAGCGAGCCAACCCCUUCAAAGAAUACUGUGGUACUGUGUGAAGAACAGCAGAGUUCAACUCUGGUCGGUUAUUGUCUUGCCUGCUAGUGAGUUUAGUUUAUUCAUGAGCUUUUAUUUAUUUGUUUUAUUUAUUUUUAUUUACGUGAAAUGUUGUGAACAUUUCCUGUUACAUUUUGAGACUUUAUUUGAAACCUAGAAAUGUGCCAAAAACAUUCAGUUCUUCUUUCUGUUUUACAAUGUUUUAUUUUGUGUUAUUUCUAUUUUUUUCUCUCUUACGUUUUUUUCUUUUCUUCAUCCAUACCGUUCCCUCCUUUCCUCCUCACAUCUUUCCCCUCUCUUCCUCUCUUAUCCAGUGAAGAAAUGAUGCAUAAAUAAACUGAUAAACGAUAGACACCAAGCUUUGAAAAGAGAGAAGUGAUCCACUUAAGAAACAAAUAAAAACGCCUUGAGGAAAAAAAAA